CGCCGUCGGUGGAGGUACUUGAAGGUGCACCAGUCCCAUGUGGCUCGACGGCUGCUUCAGUGACGUUCGCGAAACGACACGCGAACCGCAACUUAUUUGGUUAAUUUAGUGCUGUAAACUGCUUUAAACAUAUUUAAAAUGGCAAUUUAAGGCGCAGGCGGCAACUUGGGCAUCGGCAAUAACCUGGCAGGUCGGCGGCGUGUGGCACUGGCAGUUUCUGGCAAAAUGGCGUAUCCCCUGGCAUCCCCCCACAGCUUUGCUGCCGUCGACAGCAGUUUGGAACCCUUCAAAUUCUUGCGGCCAUCUUUGUUUACUUUCUCACGGCUAACAUCGACCAGCGAUGACGCACUUGGCUUUGGCGGACGUGGAGGCCCUGUGCUUCGGGAGCUCAUUUCUGAUGGCUGACCCCAUGGGGCCCCUUCUGGACCCAGAUGAUGAAGAAGCUGUUUCUCCCUCCUCCUUCCUCGAGGGGAAGGCACCAGCCUCGCCCUCGUUCUCCAACGCUCCGCCCCUGUCUCCGUACCAAGCCCUGUUCUCUGCGCCUCCCUCUCCUCCCGCCACCCCUCCCGUGUCCUCCUCCUUCCUGGGAAUCAAGGUUGGAGCAGACUCCUUGUCCUGGCUCGACGACCAUGUCGGAGUUCAAGACGACAAAGACGAUGCCUUCGCGGACAUGGACUGGAUGGCUGAGAAAAUCGACCUGAACGACUUGGACCUGGAGUCUCUCAUCUGCUCCUGCUCGUCCGACGAGUCCCCCAGCUCCCCUGAGGAGUUCCUGGCGUCCCUCAGCCCCCAUGAGGCUCUGUCCCUCGACACCAUUGUUGGUCCACCUGAAGCGAUGGAACUGGAUCUCUCCAGUGUCCCUCCCCUUCCCAUGGAGCUCCCCGUCUCUGGGUCAGUGCAGGAGGUGAAGGCCGAAGUCACUCUGGAUCCAGAAGUUGUGAUCAAGUUGGAGCCGCUCUCGCCCGCUCCCAGCCCCACGUCUCCUGGCGUUGAAGCGGAUCAUUCCGAUUCGGAGAGUUCUGUUGCAGCCACCAGCAGUGGCCCAGAUUCCAGCGUGAGCUGCUCCCUCACCAGUCAAGCGAGUCCCUCAUCGAGCGAUUGUGACAGCGACUCUGGAUUUGAGUCGUUUGGCAACUCGCCUUCUCACCAGUCUCCGCCUCCUUUUCCGGCGAGCGCCGUAUCUCGGGCCAAACCUUACUGCAAACCCGAGCCUGGGUCCCCUGUAGCAAGGUCCCCCAAGGUCAAAACGGUGUCCGGAGCUCCCAGAGUGGUGGAGAGGAAGCUGAAGAAGAUGGAGCAGAACAAGACGGCCGCAACCCGCUACCGCCAGAAGAAGCGCGUGGAGCAGGAGCUGCUCAACGAGGAGUGCGAGGAGCUGGAGAAGAAGAACCAGGAGCUGGAGGAGAAGGCGGCAGCCAUCAGCAAAGAGAUCCAGUACCUGAGGAACCUGAUGGAGGAGGCUCGCAAGCGCCACCUCAGCAGGACCAGCUCAGUGGCUUAGGAAGAAAGCUAGUUCAGUUCAGGGGGCUGGGAGCUCGUCGGCGGGGCAUCAGCACAUGCUCGUCUCCCAGCCUCCUGUCACACCCCCACAGAAAAGUCCAGCUCGUGACGCAGAGCCUGCAUUCAAUCUCAAUCCUCCCCGACACCGUUUAUGCCAUUCAAUGCUCCCUCCCCAAACACUCCAGCCCCAACCUUCUCAACAGCUUCACGUCCAGAACGGGGCCUCGCUCAUGUUGGGAUCCUGAGUUACUUUGUCCUCCAGUUUCUGAGUGUGUGUUUAACUUUAGCUUCUCUUUCUUUCACUGGUGCAUCGUGGCUGUUUGGGCAAAACUUGAUGAGCUUCACUGAGUGCAACUGUUGGGCUGUACAAACGCUUCACUUUUCUAAUAAAUGUAGUCAUUGGCAUCGGA
Synchiropus splendidus (mandarinfish) is the source of this 1910-nucleotide messenger RNA. It is a transcript of the gene atf4a, whose product is annotated as activating transcription factor 4a. The record is from RefSeq and is a predicted model, not a curated record. Gene Ontology annotation, molecular function: DNA-binding transcription activator activity, RNA polymerase II-specific; RNA polymerase II transcription regulatory region sequence-specific DNA binding. NCBI's taxonomy places the organism in Eukaryota, Metazoa, Chordata, Actinopteri, Syngnathiformes, Callionymidae. Gene Ontology annotation, cellular component: ATF1-ATF4 transcription factor complex; nucleus; ATF4-CREB1 transcription factor complex. Bases 341 to 1501 code for a protein of 386 amino acids. Gene Ontology annotation, biological process: regulation of transcription by RNA polymerase II. The transcript is spliced from 4 exons.